ACAAACUAACAGAACAUAUCAGAUCUAUACAAAGAUUAAGGAGAAAAUAAUGAAUUGACCAACGAACACAGAACCUACAUAUUAAAGGGUAGUUCUCUUACUUGGCACCACCAUAAUGGGUAAGAGCAUGUUCUUUAUUUCUCUCUCUAUAUUCGUUCUCUCUCUACUAUCAACCCCCACAUCUUCAAUCUCCGCCGUCCAAUUUCCGAUCAACGUCUGGCCCAAGCCCAGAACCUUCUCAUGGCCCCACCCACAAGCCAUCACUCUCUCUCCACUCUUCACCAUGUCAUCCCCAGACCACCCAUACUUAACUCCAGCCGUUAACCGUUACCUCCGUCAAGUCCUCACCGAGCACCACGUACCCCUCGUCGCCCCCGCCGUCAACUCCACGUCAUCAACGCCUUUACAAUCCCUGAUUCUCAGCGUCACCGACCUCACUGUUCCGCUACAUCACGGCGUGAACGAGUCGUACACCCUCACCAUCCCGGCCGUCGGAUCGUCCGCCAAUCUGACGGCCGAGACGGUGUGGGGCGCCAUGAGAGGGCUCGAGACGUUCUCGCAACUCGUUUGGGGCGACCCGGCACGAGUCGCGUCCGGGUUGUUCGUCUGGGACAGGCCCAUUUUCGAGCACAGAGGUGUGAUGUUGGACACAUCGAGAAAUUACUAUGGAGUUGGGGAUUUGAUGAGGCUGAUUGGGGCUAUGAGUGAGAAUAAGCUCAAUGCUUUCCAUUGGCACGUCACGGACUCGCAUUCGUUUCCUUUGGUUUUGCCUUCGGAGCCCGAUCUGGCGGCCAAGGGAUCGUACGGUGCCGGAAUGCAGUACUCGCCGGGGGAUGUGAAGAAGAUAGUGGAAUUUGGGUUAGAACAUGGGGUUAGGGUUAUGCCCGAAAUCGACAUGCCAGGACAUACAGGAUCAUGGGCUGAAGCUUACCCUGAGAUUGUCACAUGUGCAAACAUGUUCUGGUGGCCUUCAGGAAGCAAAUGGCCUGAUCGACUUGCAUCUGAACCGGGAACUGGUCAUCUCAACCCCUUAGAGCCCAAGACUUAUGAGGUUGUCAAAAAUGUCAUUCGUGAUGCUUCAACUAUGUUCCCAGAACCAUUCUACCAUGCAGGGAGUGAUGAGAUCAUCCCGGGAUGUUGGAAAGCUGAUCCAUCUGUUCAGGCCUACCUAUCAAUAAAUGGAACCCUUAGUCAGCUCCUUGAAACGUUUAUUAACUCUACUUUACCAUACAUUGUUUCCCUAAACCGCACUGUGGUAUAUUGGGCAGAUGUUUUAUUGGAUGCCAAUGUAAAGGUGAGCCAAAAUCUUCUUCCCCCAGAGAAUACCAUUCUACAAACAUGGAAUAAUGGUCCAAAUAACACUAAACGAAUUGUUACUUCUGGGUACCGGGCCAUUGUCUCUUCUUCAGACUUCUACUACUUGGAUUGUGGACAUGGUGGUUUUGUUGGGAAUGACAGUCAGUAUGAUCAACCACCGAGUACUGACCAGGGGAAUGGCGGGUCAUGGUGUGGUCCCUUCAAAACAUGGCAAACCAUAUAUAAUUAUGAUAUAACGUUCGGGUUGAGUAAGGAGGAGGCCAAAUUAGUAUUAGGAGGCGAGGUGGCACUGUGGUCCGAGCAAGCAGAUCCAGUGGUAUUGGAUUCACGUGUUUGGCCUAGAGCUUCAGCAAUGGCAGAGGCAUUAUGGUCGGGAAACCGUGAUGAGACGGGCAUGAAGAGGUCUGCUGAGGCAACGGAUAGGUUGAACGAGUGGAGGUACAGAAUGGUAACCAGGGGAGUUGGAGCUGAACCUCUUCAACCACUUUGGUGUGCAAGGAACCCAGGCAUGUGUAACACAGUUCAGGGCCUUCACGCAAUUAUUUAGGUUUUUAUUUGUUUGUGUUUGAUACCCUAUUAGUUUUUUACUUUAAUAUUGAAAAUUGAGAUACAUGGAGAACGAUUUAUUUGUACCUCCAUGUUGAUUUAAAACUAGAUUUUUUUUUUUUUUUUUUUUUUUUCAAUAACAAUAAAAUAACACUAAAGAUUUAAUUUAUUGGAGAAA
Messenger RNA from Cornus florida, 2041 nucleotides. Its product is annotated as beta-hexosaminidase 2-like. Gene Ontology annotation, cellular component: membrane. The coding region runs from base 116 to 1864 and encodes 582 amino acids. The record is from RefSeq and is a predicted model, not a curated record. Gene Ontology annotation, molecular function: beta-N-acetylhexosaminidase activity. The transcript is spliced from 2 exons. NCBI's taxonomy places the organism in Eukaryota, Viridiplantae, Streptophyta, Magnoliopsida, Cornales, Cornaceae. Gene Ontology annotation, biological process: carbohydrate metabolic process; glycosaminoglycan metabolic process.